AUGAGUGCAACCACUGCUCAAAAUGAUAGCCAAGUAAGCUUGCUGGAUCUUGCUUCCAACAUUAUGAAGCAGACAGCAAAGAUCACAGCCUACCUUGAAGCGAACAAUCUGCCUGAGCCCACAUUUGACCAGGAUGCUCCCGCUCCUCCAGCGACUUCUGAGUAUCGAACGAUACACAGAAGCCUUGUAGCCUCGCUUGAUGAGCUCCGUCGCCUGACAGACGGGCCUUACCCAACACUGCGGUCUUUCAUAUGUCAAGGAAAUGAUCUAGCCGCUUUCCACAUCGCCUUCGAAUUUGAGUUCUUCAACAUCGUCCCUCUGGACUCCGGCAUGGAGCUGACUGAGCUUGCCGAAAAGGCAGGACUUGAUGUCGAUCGCACAGGGCGCGUUAUGCGCAUGCUAGCCACACAUCAUGUUUUCAAGGAACCAAGGCCAGGCUACUUUGUUCACACCUCGCUCUCCUCCCUCUACCAGAGGAGUCCGGAUUCCUAUGCUGCUGGUCACUAUAGCGUGGACGAAAUGCUGAAGGCAGCAACGGGCGCCGCGGCUGCGCUUAAGGCUGCGCCGUUUGAGUCUGAUAGCGAGCACUGUGGCUUCAACACUGCAAACGGCUUGCCCAUGUUUCAGUUCUACGCCAAGAAUCCUGGGCAUGCAAAGAGAUUCGCCAAGGCCAUGGCCGGUGCUACAUCGGUGGACCGGCAGAUUUCCGAGUUGCGCGACUCAUAUGAUUGGAAUACUCUGAAGGGAACCGUCGUUGAUGUCGGUGGUGGCAGCGGACAUGUUUCGGUUUCUCUGGCUCAGAAUUUUCCGCACUUGAAUUUCGUGGUCCAAGACAACUCCCAGGAUAUGCUCGACGCGGCCAAGCACGUUUCCACCAGCCCCGAUGUGGCUGAGCGAAUCUCGUAUAUGAAGCACGACUUCUUCGAGGCUCAGCCUGUGAAGAACGCGGCGGCAUUUUUCAUGCGCCAGUGCACCCACAACUGGUGCGACCGAGAUGUCGUUCGCAUUUUCAAGGGAAUCGUUCCAGGUCUUGAGGCGUCUGGUCCCGGCGUCCCUUUUCUGAUAAAUGACACCAUCAUCCCGGAGCCGGGGUCUAUCCCUCUUCAUGAAGAGCGAGCGCUUAGGCAGAUGGAUCUGCUUAUGAUGAUUGGACUGGGUGCAAAGCAAAGAACCAGGGCUGAAUUCGCCGCGCUAUUGAAAGAGGCUGACCAAAGAUACGAGAUUAUCAAUGCAUACGCAGAAGGCAGCAGUAUGGGAUUACUCGAGGUACAGCUCAAAGCUAAUUAG
Clonostachys rhizophaga is the source of this 1287-nucleotide messenger RNA. NCBI's taxonomy places the organism in Eukaryota, Fungi, Ascomycota, Sordariomycetes, Hypocreales, Bionectriaceae. The record is from the annotation of a GenBank genome assembly.